Aspergillus luchuensis is the source of this 306-nucleotide messenger RNA. RefSeq lists its product as uncharacterized. The transcript has a single exon. The coding region runs from base 1 to 306 and encodes 101 amino acids. Lineage: Eukaryota; Fungi; Ascomycota; Eurotiomycetes; Eurotiales; Aspergillaceae. The record is from RefSeq and is a predicted model, not a curated record.
AUGGCGCCUAGGUGGCCACAGGUGAACGAUGGCCCCGAACACAUCAACGAGCACGCCACGUACCUCAGAAAAGCAUGCAACCAGUUGCAAGCGGUGGGUAGAGGAAGGCAGAACCAGGUCCCAUGGAAUAUAGUGCAACCAUACUUGGCCUCGACCCUUGCGCUCAUUGGCAAAGUCCUGCGGCAUGCGAUGGAUGAGAUCCUGCAGCACGUCCAGGACGCGGCCAAAUGCACACAGAACAUCCAGAAAGAUAUCACGGUCAUUAGGAAGUGCUCCCGGAACGGAGGAUCCAUUAAAGAGUGUUAA